GGGACGUGGAUGCCGCCAUCCGCAUGGUGGGAGAGGCCAGCAAGAGGCUGCUUGCAGAUUUGUCCCCUCCCAGCACCAAGAGCUUCCAGGAGGCACAGAGCCAGCUGAACCAGGCGGCUGCAGGGCUCAACCAGUCUGCCAACGAGCUGGUGCAAGCAUCGCGUGGCACCCCUCAAGACCUAGCCAAGUCCUCCGGCAAAUUUGGGCAGGACUUCAAUGAGUUCCUGCAGGCGGGAGUGGAGAUGGCCAGCCAGUCCCCGGGGAGAUCAAAUGCCUGGGGAUCCUGGAAUAAGGAAGACCAGGCACAGGUGGUGUCAAACUUGAAGAGCAUCUCCAUGUCCUCCAGCAAGUUGCUGCUGGCUGCAAAGGCGCUGUCUGCUGACCCGGCAGCCCCCAACCUCAAGAAUCCGCUGGCAUUGAUCCAUGGGUCCUUCUCCCUUGUUCCUGGCAGGGCCGUGACUGACAGCAUUAACCAGCUGAUCACCAUGUGCACCCAGCAGGCGCCGGGCCAGAAGGAGUGUGACAACGCCCUGCGAGAGCUGGAGACAGUGAAGGAACUGUUGGAAAACCCCACCCAGACAGUCAAUGACAUGUCAUACUUCAACUGCCUCGACAGUGUCAUGGAGAACUCCAAGGUGCUGGGCGAGUCCAUGGCUGGCAUCUCCCAGAACGCCAAGAACAGCAAACUGCCUGAGUUCGGUGACUCCAUCAGUGCCGCCUCCAAAGCUCUCUGUGGGCUGACGGAGGCAGCUGCCCAGGCUGCCUACCUCGUGGGUGUUUCAGACCCCAACAGUCAGGCUGGACAGCAGGGCUUGGUAGACCCCACUCAGUUUGCCAGAGCUAACCAAGCCAUCCAGAUGGCCUGCCAGAACCUGGUAGACCCUGCCUGUACCCAGUCCCAGGUGCUGUCAGCAGCCACCAUUGUAGCGAAGCACACCUCGGCCCUGUGCAACACAUGCCGCCUGGCCUCCUCCCGCACUGCCAACCCUGUGGCCAAGCGUCAGUUCGUCCAGUCAGCCAAAGAGGUGGCCAACAGCACAGCUAACCUGGUGAAGACCAUCAAGGCCCUGGAUGGCGAGUUCAAUGAGGAGAACCGGGAGCGGUGCCGCGCUGCCACUGCCCCCCUCAUAGAGGCCGUGGAUAACCUGACAGCCUUCGCCUCCAACCCAGAGUUUGCCACUGUUCCUGCCCAGAUCAGCCCAGAGGGGCGCAGAGCCAUGGAGCCCAUUGUCUCUUCAGCCAAGACCAUGCUGGAGAGCUCUGCUGGCCUCAUCCAGACCGCUCGCUCUCUGGCUGUCAACCCCAAGGACCCGCCGCAGUGGUCGGUACUGGCCGGGCCCCAGUGGCGUUGCCUGUCUGGCCACUCUCGCACCGUCUCAGACUCCAUCAAGAAGCUGAUUACCAACAUGAGGGACAAAGCUCCAGGACAGCGGGAGUGUGACGAAGCCAUUGAGGUCCUGAACAGAUGCAUGCGUGAAGUGGACCAGGCCUCCCUCGCUGCCAUCAGCCAGCAGCUGGCCCCCCGAGAAGAUAUCUCCCAGGAGGCUUUGCACAACCAGAUGACACGGGCCGAGGCCUCGCAGCUGGGGCACAAGGUGUCCCAGAUGGCUCAGUACUUUGAGCCACUCAUUAUGGCAGGUAUCGACACAGCCAAGGACGCUGGUGGGAACCCCAAGCAAGCUGCCCACACCCAGGAGGCUCUGGAGGAGGCCAUGCAGAUGAUGAAGGAAGCGGCAGAGGACCUGACCACCACCCUGAACGAGUCAGCCAGCUCUGUGGGUGUCGUGGGGGGCAUGCUGGAGCCAGUGUCUCCUGAUGGUCUGUUGCAGCUGGACGAGGGGCCGAUGGGCGAGCCAGAGGGAACCUUUGUGGACUACCAGACCACGAUGGUGAAGACAGCCAAGGCCAUUGCAGUGACUGUGCAGGAAAUGGUCACCAAAUCCACCACCAACCCGGACGAGCUGGGCAUACUGGCCAACCAGCUCACCAACGACUAUGGGCAGCUGGCACAAGAGGCCAAGCCGGCUGCACUUACCGCUGAGAACGAGGAGAUCGGCUCCCACAUCAAGCGCAGGGUGCAGGAGCUGGGUCACAGCUGUGCUGCCCUGGUUACCAAGGCUGGAGCCCUACAGUGCAGCCCCAGUGAUGCCUACACCAAGAAGGAGCUGAUAGAGAGUGCACGCAAGGUUUCUGAGAAGGUGUCUCAUGUGCUGGCAGCCCUGCAGGCUGGGAACCGCGGGACACAAGCCUGCAUCACGGCAGCCAGUGCUGGCUCUGGCAUCAUUGCUGACCUCGACACCACCAUCAUGUUCGCCACCGCAGGAACCCUCAACCGGGAGAACUCUGAGACCUUCGCUGACCACAGGGAGGGCAUCUUGAAGACAGCCAAGGCACUGGUGGAGGACACCAAGGUGCUGGUGCAGAACGCCACGGCCAGCCAGGAGAAGCUAGCCCAGGCUGCCCAGUCCUCCGUGUCCACCAUCACCCGCCUGGCAGAGGUGGUGAAACUGGGUGCCGCCAGCUUGGGAUCUGAAGACCCAGAGACUCAGGUAGUUCUGAUCAAUGCUGUGAAGGAUGUUGCCAAGGCACUUGGGGAUCUGAUUGGUGCCACUAAGGCAGCUGCUGGCAAAGCUGGGGAUGACCCUGNNNACCUGGCUCUCUUCUCCGUUCUACAGGUGAUGGUGACAAAUGUCACUUCAUUGCUGAAGACAGUGAAGGCCGUCGAGGAUGAGGCCACAAAGGGGACACGGGCACUGGAGGCCACGAUAGAGCACAUACGCCAAGAGCUGGCAGUCUUCUCCUCCCCUGUGCCUCCUGCCAAGGUCUCCACCCCAGAGGACUUCAUCCGUAUGACGAAAGGCAUCACGAUGGCCACGGCCAAAGCGGUGGCUGCUGGCAACUCGGGUCGGCGGGGGGGUCCGGCCAACCUGAGCCGCCGUGCCAUUGCAGAUAUGCUGCGUGCCUGCAAGGAAGCCGCCUACCACCCAGAGGUGAGCGGGGACGUGCGGCAGCGGGCGCUGCGCUUUGGCAAGGAGUGUGCUGAUGGUUACCUGGAGCUGCUGGAGCACGUGCUGGUGAUCCUGCAGAAGCCAACUCAUGAGCUGAAGCAGCAGCUGGCAGGCUACUCCAAGCGUGUGGCCAGCUCCGUCACCGAGCUCAUCCAAGCAGCCGAGGCCAUGAAAGUGUCCUCCCGGGUGCCCCCCUCCCCCGCCAAGGCAGUGGAUGAUGGACAGUGGUCCCAGGGACUCAUUUCAGCUGCACGUAUGGUGGCUGCUGCCCCCAAAAACCC
Molecule: messenger RNA, 3289 nt
Organism: Phaethon lepturus (White-tailed tropicbird)
Lineage: Eukaryota; Metazoa; Chordata; Aves; Phaethontiformes; Phaethontidae
Product: talin-1-like
Biological process (GO): platelet aggregation
Cellular component (GO): focal adhesion; plasma membrane
Molecular function (GO): integrin binding; actin filament binding
Source: RefSeq, a predicted model, not a curated record